This is a messenger RNA of Oryza sativa Japonica Group (Japanese rice), 865 nucleotides long. NCBI's taxonomy places the organism in Eukaryota, Viridiplantae, Streptophyta, Magnoliopsida, Poales, Poaceae. The record is from RefSeq and is a predicted model, not a curated record.
AGUGCCUUGUCAAAACGCCACUACAAAUACUGUUCUUUUUUGUUCCUAGCAGCCUUGACAACAAGAAACACGCCGCUCAGUUUUGUACUUUAGAGUCUAAAUUUUCAACAAAAAAAAAAAAACAGUUCAUGUGAAUUUGGCGUGGAGUCCAUGAGACCAUGACCCAUUCUACCGAUUCAUUUUCUUCUUUUGAGUGAAUUUGUUCCCAAAUCCCAACCCACCCCACCUCCAAAUCUCCAAUCCCCUCGCUCCCUAAAUCACGCUCGUCAACCGCGUCGGCCUCUCCAACCGCCGCCGCCUCCGCCGCCGUCGCCGUCGCCGUCGUCCCGUAGCUAAGUGGUGAUUUGGAGCAGCUCGGCGGAGGGGCAGAUUCCCGGGCAUGGCGACGGCGGCGAAGGCGUUCUGGAACAGCCCCGUCGGCCCCAGGACCACCCACUUCUGGGGUCCCGUCGCUAACUGGGGCUUCGUCCUCGCGGGCUUAGUUGACAUGAACAAGCCUCCUGAAAUGAUAUCCGGCAAUAUGACAGCAGCCAUGUGUGUGUAUUCUGGACUCUUUAUGAGGUUUGCGUGGAUGGUACAACCGCGGAACUACUUGCUUCUGGCUUGUCACGCCUCCAACGAAAGCGUUCAGUUAUAUCAGUUCUCACGCUGGGCGAGAGCUCAGGGGUACCUGGAGAAUAAAGAGCCAGAGGGCCAGCAGUGAAGAUGAAGUCUCUUGCUCAAUAAGAUGUACACACCUAGGUUUGAUACGAGAUUCUUCAAAGGAAAAAUGAGCGAUUGUUGGAAAGAAGGAUGAUAACUUUUGAAAAUCUGUUCUGAAGAUCUUGGAGAAAGGACACCAUGAAGCAUAGAAAAGAAUUGCAAC